AUGAUUGGUUCCACUAUGUACUUAACUUUCUCUAGACCCGAUACUGUGCAAAGUGCUGGAAUGUGUUCAAGAUUCCAAUCUAAACCAAAAGAGUCUCACCUUUCUGCAGUUAAGAGAAUCAUUGGAUAUAUUCAUGGCACAUUUAAUUUUGGUCUUUGGUAUCCUAAGAUUGAUAAUUUAUUUGUAGUUGGUUAUCGUGAUGCAGAAUUUACCGGUGAUAGAGUUGAUAAAAGGAGCACAUCAGGCUUAUGUUGUUUUCUUGAAAAGUCCUUGAAUGUUUGGUCAAGUAAGAAGCAGCCAACAGUGGCUUUAUCCACUGCUGAGGCUGAGUAUAUAGUUGCAUCUUCUUGUUGUUCUCAGCUUAUGUAG
Molecule: messenger RNA, 369 nt
Organism: Arachis duranensis
Lineage: Eukaryota; Viridiplantae; Streptophyta; Magnoliopsida; Fabales; Fabaceae
Product: secreted RxLR effector protein 161-like
Exons: 1
Coding region: 1-369 (122 amino acids)
Source: RefSeq, a predicted model, not a curated record